Messenger RNA from Columba livia (rock pigeon), 4553 nucleotides. Its product is annotated as sodium/hydrogen exchanger 2. Gene Ontology annotation, biological process: proton transmembrane transport; sodium ion import across plasma membrane; potassium ion transmembrane transport. Gene Ontology annotation, molecular function: potassium:proton antiporter activity; sodium:proton antiporter activity. Lineage: Eukaryota; Metazoa; Chordata; Aves; Columbiformes; Columbidae. The record is from RefSeq and is a predicted model, not a curated record. Gene Ontology annotation, cellular component: plasma membrane.
AUGAAGGAGCAGCCAGUGGCCAAACCCCUGGGGCAGAUGGAGGGGCAGAAACCAGGGUCCAAAGCUGCAGCUGUCCUAGCUUGGUCCUUGCUGUCUUCUGUCGUCCAAGCCAGCAGGGCCAGGGUCCCCCAGGGCUCCCCAGCGAUGCCGCUGCUGGAGGACGUGGUCCUGGAGAACAUCAGCUGGGUUGGUGAGGAAGCCCAGGGCAACGAGUCCUCGGAACACGCGUUUUUCUCUCUGGAUUAUCAGCAUGUUCAAGUCCCCUUUGAAAUCACUCUCUGGAUCAUGCUGGCGUCCUUGGCCAAAAUAGGUUUUCAUCUAUACAACAAGCUGCCUUCUGUCGUUCCCGAAAGCUGCUUAUUGAUCUUUGUAGGGCUUAUCAUGGGGGGAAUCAUCUAUGGCUUAAACGACAAGUCGCCGCCCGUCAUGGACAGCGACAUCUUUUUCCUCUACCUGCUGCCGCCCAUCGUCCUCGACGCAGGGUACUUCAUGCCCAGCCGUCCCUUUUUUGAGAACAUCGGCACUAUCCUCCUCUACGCGGUCGUGGGGACAAUAUGGAAUGUAUUUGGGAUCGGCUUUUCGCUGUACGGGAUCUGCCAGGUGAAAGCCUUUCACCUCCAGGAUGUGUCAUUGCUCCACAACCUCCUCUUCGGCAGCCUGAUCGCCGCUGUGGAUCCCGUGGCCGUGUUGGCGGUGUUUGAAGAGAUACACGUCAAUGAAAAACUGCACAUUUUGGUCUUUGGAGAAUCGCUCCUGAACGAUGCAGUGACGGUGGUGCUCUACAAGCUAUUUCGAUCUUUCUGUGAAAUGCCAGCUAUCAAAAGUGUGGAUGUUUUUGCUGGAGUUGGACAAUUCUUUGUGGUUGGGCUAGGAGGAGUUUUAGUAGGUCUUAUUUUUGGGAUGACUGCCGCCUUUACCACGCGAUUCACCAAGGAUAUCCGUGUCAUAGAACCACUCUUUGUCUUCCUGUACAGCUACCUUUCCUACCUCACCGCUGAAAUGUUUCACCUUUCAGGGAUCGUGGCCAUCAUUGCUUGUUCCAUGGGCAUGAAACGUUACGUGGAAGCAAACAUCUCUCUGAAGUCUCACACCACAGUCAAAUAUUUCAUGAAGAUGUGGAGCAGCGUUAGUGAUACCCUCAUCUUCAUCUUUCUUGGAGUUUCCACCAUUGGCGAAAAUCAUGAGUGGAACUGGCCGUACAUUUGCUUUACUGUCAUCUUCUGUCUCGUUUGGAGAGCACUAGGGGUUCUCGUGCUGACUUUCUUUGUGAACAGGUUUCAUGUGAACACCAUCACCAGCAAAGACCAGUUCAUUAUAGCCUACGGGGGUCUCCGAGGAGCCAUUUGUUUCUCUUUGGUUUUCUUGCUUCCUGACUUUCGCAGAAAGAAGCUCUUCAUUGCAGCAACAACUGUUGUCAUCCUCUUCACCGUGUUCAUACAGGGAAUGACCAUCCGUCCUCUUGUUGACUUGUUGGCUGUCAAAAGGAAACGAGAGAGUGCUCCCACAGUGGGAGAGCAGAUCCACAUUCGGUUCUUGGAUCAUUUGCUGGCUGGCAUUGAAGAUAUAUCUGGACACUGGGGACAGUAUUACUGGAAAGACAAAUUAGAAUAUUUCAACAGCAAAUACCUGCAGAAGAUCCUGCUUCGAGAAUAUGACCAGCCGAAAUCCAGUAUUGUGCUUCUCUAUGAAAAGCUGGAGCGGAAACAUGCCAUCGAGCUGGCAGAAGCCGGGCAGCUGGGCCAUGCCCCGUCUCAUCCCUCCUUGCUCAACAACGACAGGACUGUCAUAACAGACAAAAAGUUGGAGGAUGCCGUGAAUCCGGACGUCCUGGAAAAUAUACAGGAAAUAUUGGCAAGGAACCUGUACCGAAUAAGGAGAACGGGACCGGCGUACAGCAGGCACACCCUGCCUGGAGACACCGAGCCCGGGGAACAUCCCAAGGAGAUCCUAAUCCUCCGGCACAAGAGCCUGCGGGUGGAAGUGAGCGGAGGAGACAUGACCAUCUCCAGGACGGAGAAGGAUGAUUCCUACUCGGCGCAGGGUGACUCCAGCCCACAGCCCAAGCUGUGCCGCUCCUUCACCGUGGGGAAUGCAGAAAAGGUUCGGGAAGUGGAACGGGCCCGCUCGAAGUCGGUGUGUGUCAUCCCACCACCCCAGCCCCGCGAUACGGCCAGGGGUGAGAAGAAAGAAACGGAGAAAGAACUGACUUUGGAGAUGUAAAGGCACAGAUGAUGACACUGGUGUCCCAUGAGGGAUCGGACUCUGUUGCGUGGAUGGCUACUAUGCGUGUAGAUAAUGUAAAUAAGAUGAGUAUUGAAAGGACUGUGUGGACAGGGCAAAAUAUCCUGAGCAGUCUGCAUCAAAGCAUGAACUCUCAUUGCACGAUGUGGAGUUUUUAAAGGGAACCAGGGGAAAUGACGCGGAGCUGAGCACUAACGGUGCAAGGUAACAUCUGUCACAAAAUCGGUUUGUUCAGCCUGGGAAAACUGGUGGAACUGUCUGCAGCUGCAAGAAAGGAUGUUUUAAUAUCAGAUUCUCUCAUUAGUCAGCAGGAAUAGACUAAACAGCAGGAAGAGUUUAGAUUAUGUGUUAGGAAAAACUUUAUCAUCUCCAGGAGAGUUUUCCACCAGGAAAGAGCAAAAGAUCUCUUCUGCUCCUCAGGGUCCUGACUAUGAACAUUAAUGACGUGGAGUCCAAAGUUAAAUCAUAUAGUUAAAUAAGACAUUAUGUCACCCCUUUUGCAGAGCAGGUGCAGGUAAACCCCAGGGAUAGGACCGGAGGAAGACAGAUCCCUCCACAUUUCGGUAAUUUCCUUUGAAACUCCAGGUAAGUGUUCAAGCCUUCAGAUUCUUGUCCUUAGCUGAACCUAAUAGGCUAAAUUUUACUAUUGUAAACAUCAGCAUUUUUCUUUCUCUUCCCUUUCCUCUGAAUUAAAGGAUCCAAGAGUAUUUAAUCUGAACAAGUGGCUUUUUCUGAAUGAGAAAUAAAAUAAACUGUAGGAAUUCACACACUCCAUGAUGCUUUUUGACUUCCAGAGCCAAUCUGUUGCGUGCAGAAAUACUCCAUUAGGAGACCACUGCUUAGUACACUGGGGAUUUUGUUUUAAUUUAUUUAUUUUAAAAUUUAUUUAUUUAAUUAAUUUAAAUUUAUUUAAAUAAAUUAAUUUAAAAUUUAUUUAUUUAAUUAAUUUAUUUUAAAAUUGUGUAUAUUUGCUUGGCAAAGCUGUGGAGGUCUCAUUUUCGUUCGAACAAGCUCCUUUACGGUGUCCUGACAUAAGCUGAUGUAGUUAACUUUGACUUGAAAGCUACUCUUGACUGCCCCAUUGCUGGAAAUUCACCUCAUUGCAAAUGAAAAUUGGACCUUUUAGCAUUAUAUGUGUAUUUCAUGUGUGUAUAUACAUAUAUAUACAUAUUUAUUGAUUUUCUUAUAAGUCCACUGUCAUCUUCAGGACCUUAUUAAAAUUUUUGUUUGUGUCUUCGUUUAAUCCAUCUUGUGUGGGAGUCACAUGAAUUUAUCUACACUUUGUUUAGAAAACCGUCCAUCUUUGAAGAUGAUGUCAUAUACAUGUACUACAUUUCUAUCUCAAUUAAAUAUGCUGUGUUAUGAAGUUAUCUAAGAGUUAUUGCCUCCCUGCAUCCACAACACGCUCCUGAUGAUGUCAGCAGUAGUGGGUGACACGCUAUCUCCUCGGUUGUCUGGGUUAAUGUCCACAAUGUUUAACUUUUCUCCUGAGGUUCUGGACAGUAAAUAGCUACAGAAAGAUUUACUAACAUGAGUCCUUUUUAUUCUGUGACUGGACAGCAAAAAGAAGAAGAAAUCACGUUGCUUGCCAAGGAGGUUUUAAUCAAGUUUAUUUUAAUCAGGGAUAGAAAUUUUGUGAAUCCCUUGGCCAAUUCUUGCUUAUGUUUGUUGUGGGUAUAUUUUUUUUCUUUUUUUUUUUUUUUUUUUUUUCCUUCUGGCUUCUGAACUGUCUUGCUUUUGUCAAAAGUAUCUGAACGUCUGUACUGUUUUUGCCUUGUACAACAUCGUGCUUUGGGCAUUGGGUACUUCAGUAAUGAUCUUUUAGUGUCUGAGUUGCCCGUGACAUAAAAUGAGUUCUUUGUGAUAUUUUUAUUGGGCAUUAUCAAAUGGUGGCUUUUUCUUUGCACGUGUUGAUUUCUUUGUAAUGCUGUAGUAGGCAGCAGAAAUAAUUGGAAAAAUGAAGACAGAAAAUUGAACUGAAAUUUUAUCUGAUGUGAAAAAAAAAGAAAAAAAAAUUUUUGCUUGCAUUCUUUUUUGAAAUGGUAUGUUUUUUAUCUCACUUUAACCCAACAAGAGACAUAUAGAUGCCAGGAUCUCCCAGCUUCUAGCACUUCCAGAUGCUGCUGGGCUCCGGGUGCGCAGCUUGUGGCAGCAUGGAGGCUGCAGCCAGGUCCUGCCACGCUGGUGGCUCCAUCCAUCCCCACGUCCCUGUGCAUGUACCCCGGUCUGACCCUGCGCAGAUCCCAACCCAUUAAUCCCUUUCUACUCUACCAUAACUACCUCCCCGAUGUAUUAACAAUUUGCUUGAUCUG